GAGCGGUCACGUGUUAGAGUGGGCGGGGCAUCGCGUUCAUAUCCCAGCAUUCCUUGUGCUUACUUCCUUUCUGUCUUCUUCCGGCGUCCAAUAUGUCGAAGCGAGGACGCGGUGGGUCCUCCGGUGCGAAAUUCCGGAUCUCCUUGGGUCUUCCGGUGGGAGCCGUGAUCAACUGCGCGGACAACACAGGAGCCAAAAAUCUGUAUAUCAUCUCUGUGAAGGGGAUCAAGGGACGCCUGAACAGACUUCCCGCCGCUGGUGUAGGCGACAUGGUGAUGGCCACAGUCAAGAAGGGCAAACCCGAGCUCAGAAAGAAGGUGCACCCUGCGGUGGUGAUCCGACAGCGGAAGUCGUACCGGAGAAAAGACGGGGUGUUUCUUUAUUUUGAGGACAACGCGGGGGUCAUAGUGAACAACAAAGGCGAGAUGAAGGGUUCUGCCAUCACAGGGCCGGUGGCCAAGGAGUGUGCAGACCUGUGGCCGAGGAUCGCGUCCAAUGCGGGCAGCAUUGCCUGAUCUGCGUGUAUCUGUACAAAAUAAACAGCUGUUCCGGGUGUCUGCCCCUG
This is a messenger RNA of Chinchilla lanigera (long-tailed chinchilla), 565 nucleotides long. It is a transcript of the gene Rpl23, whose product is annotated as ribosomal protein L23. NCBI's taxonomy places the organism in Eukaryota, Metazoa, Chordata, Mammalia, Rodentia, Chinchillidae. Bases 93 to 515 code for a protein of 140 amino acids. Gene Ontology annotation, molecular function: structural constituent of ribosome; large ribosomal subunit rRNA binding. Gene Ontology annotation, biological process: translation. The record is from RefSeq and is a predicted model, not a curated record. The transcript is spliced from 5 exons. Gene Ontology annotation, cellular component: ribosome; cytosolic large ribosomal subunit.